Hypoxylon fragiforme is the source of this 2914-nucleotide messenger RNA. RefSeq lists its product as uncharacterized. Gene Ontology annotation, molecular function: protein binding; DNA binding. The coding region runs from base 305 to 2227 and encodes 640 amino acids. The transcript is spliced from 4 exons. NCBI's taxonomy places the organism in Eukaryota, Fungi, Ascomycota, Sordariomycetes, Xylariales, Hypoxylaceae. The record is from RefSeq and is a predicted model, not a curated record.
AUUGGCAUUACACCUUCUUCCCGUCGCCGUUAGUCGCAGCGGAUUCGCACUCACCUCACUAAACCCCUACUUUACAUUGGCGGCACACCCGCUUACACCAUCGUCUCUGCCCUGCUUUGCCCUGAUCUGCCCUACUUACUUCCUACUUUCCUAUACAUAAACUCUUCAAUUUGGCGCAUACUGUCGCCCCCCCUCCGCCAUAAUCUUUUUUACUUUUACCAUCUUUCUUUUCUUCUCUUUUCCUUCUUCAAUUAUUACGUACUUUAACUUUCAUCUUAUUACUUCUUUUUACAACCAACUCCGAAUGUCAUGGGAUCAAGUAGUCGAUAUGGCCUCCAUUAACUCGUUACCGGAUGAGAUCGUUCAUCAGAUCUUACUAUAUGUCCCUCCCCAACAAACCCUAACCAAGGUCGCAAGACUCUCCAAGCGCUUUCACCGCGUUACCCAAGAACCGCUUCUCUGGAGAUCCUACUGUCAACACAGUUUCCGAUACUGGGAUGUCGGCCAUUAUUUUGAAGUGAGACUCACGCGCAGAGUGCGCGAUACUGAUUGGAAAGGCCUCUUCCUUCUGCGACUUAAACGCAAUAUCCAUAUUGCACAACUAUUGGAAAACAUCAUAGGUUGCCGCGUCACUCGCUUGCGCAAGAUAGAACAGAUUUGCCAGUACGGAUACGACGCAAAGGAUUUCCUCUUGAGCCAGUGUCAAAUUCCUGAUACUUGUGGUGAUGUCUUGGCACGAAGAUAUUACGCAUGUUCCGUACUGGAUGGUGUACAUCGAAGUGCAGCGAUAGAAGAAUGGGCCAAGUAUCAGAAAUUCGCUGCGCAAUACGCCGACAAAGAUAUCACGAAUCGCGAGAAACUCAACUGCGGAAUGCGCAUUGAACGUGCCCUGGGAGCUUUCGACAUGUUUAUGCUACAUGACAAUGAAGGCGAUAUAAAUGAGAUAUCUGAAAUACUGGACGACCUUGCAUCACGAUUUCGCAGCACCAUUACGAGAAUUGACGAGAUGACGACUCGACAAAAGGCGCUUGCUUUAGCCGGAUGGCUUCAUUUCAACAACAUGACGGGCUUGAGCGACCCCACAGAGGAGACAUAUCGUUAUUUACGCAACUGCCUGAUUGGCAGGGCCAUUAGAGACGAGCACCACCCGUCGCUACCCAUUAUAUCUGCUUCCAUCUACUCGGCUAUAGCUUCGCGACUCGAUAUGGAGGCGUACCCUUGCGCUUUGCCCAGCCAUGUACAUUGUAUGGUCCUGUCACCACCCGGUGUGUCGCUAGAUGGCCAGCUCCUCCCGGAAGAGGAGUCGCAGUAUCAAGAGAACAUGUUCCUCGACCCCUAUGGAUCUGCCGAGGAGUUACCCCGACAUGAUAUAUACAACUUCCUUAGCAGACUCGGCUUCUAUUCAGGCCACGAGAAAUUGCUGACUCCUACAGCCACGGCACACAUCGUGUUGCGCACAGCGCAAAACAUACGAGCAUCUUUCAGCAGCUUUCGAGCGAACGCGGCCCCUCUCCAUCAGCUGGUUCCCAUGAUCGAGCUGAAUCGCGGCGACUGGGCCCGGAAUCUACGGCCAGCUAUGUACAGUCUAUUCUGGGCAAGGAUCAUGAUGGUCCCCGCGCUACCGGAGGACGAGGAGGGCCGGUGGGAUUGGCAGCAUGAUGUACGCGACAUGCUGUCCUACGCCGGGUCUUACUUCCCAGAGGACUUAUGGCUCAUUGAGAAAUAUGUCUGUCCCAUGUACGAGAAACUUGCGGCCACUAACGUCAACGACUUCACGUACAAGCGCCUUCAUAGGAAGAUUGGCGAUAUCAGAAGGGCUGAUAUGACUUGGAAGACACCACGUCGAAGACGCGAUCUUAAGGGGAUAACCGUUAAGUUCCGCAUCGGCCAAGUCUUUAAGCACAAACGCUAUGAUUAUUAUGGCCUCAUUAUAGGUUGGUCAGCCGGGGGCCUGCCGCUUCUAGAUGACGUCUCCUUGUCACCAGUUAAUAGGUCUUGGCCUACGCAAGAUCAGCAUUACUACCGUUGCAUGGUUGCUACUGACGGCUCCGAUACGCAUGUUAUCGCAGAGGAGAAUAUCGAAGUGCUAGAGCUUCGAGGUGGCAUUGAAGUGCUACCAACUCAGAUUAAGGACCUGCUUCCUAUGGCGGGCAGGUUCUUCAAACGCUGGGAUCCCGAAAACGGGGUGUUCGUGAGUAACUUGAGAGAGCUGUACCCCGAAGAUUGAGUGCCAGACACCAAACCUCUUCUAUAUCUCUGUUACAUAUAUCAAUAUCGUUGAUGCGCCGCUGGGCGCCGUGUCUACCACUUUUAUUCUUCAACUCUUUCUGCUCACGAUACGAUACUUUGUCUCUCCUAUACCCUGAUGUUCACACCACCUGUAUCUCCCCUCUUCCAUUAGGUAGCUUUAGGCUCAACCUAUCAUUUCCCCUUCCCCCUUUCAUGUAUUGUUUCUACCCUUUAUACCCAAUCACCAACCCUUUACCUAUUGUAGUACCCAACCUUUUUCAACAUUAAAUGAAAACUAACCUACAUACUUUACUUAAUCAUAUCGGUCUUUGCAUUAUUUCGGUUUAAUCCAUCUACCCAUCUAUCCAAUUGUUUUCAUUCAUCUACUUGCUCAUUCAUCUAUCCCAUUCCCAUUCCCAUUCCCCCGCACUCACCGUACGAUGUGAACUCGGUCAUAUGAUGAUGUUUUUAAGUCGUUUAUGGAUUUUACUUCAUUGCCUUCUCCCCCCUUUUCUUAUUGAUAACAAGAGAAAAAGUCAAAUGAAUUGAAUUGAAUUGAUGAUUGCCUACCUGGGUAACCUACCUACCUACCUACCUACCAAACCUACCUUCUUAGAAGCUAAUGCUAUGUACUUGCUGAUCGUCUGAUGACUUGAUAUAUGGAGUCAGGGAAUACGUAGCGUAA